This is a messenger RNA of Venturia canescens, 2102 nucleotides long. RefSeq names its product sarcoglycan alpha (gene Scgalpha). Gene Ontology annotation, cellular component: membrane; sarcoglycan complex. The record is from RefSeq and is a predicted model, not a curated record. Lineage: Eukaryota; Metazoa; Arthropoda; Insecta; Hymenoptera; Ichneumonidae. Gene Ontology annotation, molecular function: calcium ion binding. The coding region runs from base 247 to 1515 and encodes 422 amino acids. The transcript has 9 exons.
GCGCGUGUGGAGUCAUCGUCUCUCUUGCUCACUUUCCCUUUCUUGUGAUUUUUUUAUUCAUUUCAUUUUUGAUCUCUCUCAAUCUCACCGCAUUUGUGUACAGUGGCAAACAGUGGACAGCAUCGCUGCGACGACGAUAGGAUUUUUUUUCCUCAAGUGACGUAGUCACAGUCCCGUGAAACUCGAUGUGAAUGAUGCUCUAAUAAUAUAUCUAUUUCGUAAUAACCACAGAUAACGUGAUACGGUAUGUACUCGAGCGUGUUAUUGCUCGGGCUGUUUACGGCUUUCGCCAGUUCCGAGAUUAUUCAAGUGUCCGAGGUUUUCGUGAUUCCGGUAGGCCCCGAUUUGUUCGAUUGGAGCGUUGAUUCCAAACGUGCGGAGUAUUCUUAUCAAGCUUCGCUUCUCAAUGCUCCUGAUUUGCCAUCAUGGAUUCAUUACACUUACAGCAAAAGACACAGACAGGGAUUCCUGUAUGGAGUUGCUCCGAAAGGCCAGCAAGAUUUCCAACUGGAAAUUGUUGGCCUUAACAAACAGACGUACGAGACUGCAUACAAAGUGCUUGACAUGAGUGUCAGAGAUCGAGAAAAUAUUACCAAGUAUGAGGUUCAGGUUAAAAUUGACAACCUUAAUGUGGAAGAUGCUUUCGAUCGACGCAGAUUAGAAAGACUGCUUGAUGUAUUCAGGAAUGUUCUUUGGGUCGAGGCAAAAGACAUUUAUCUUACUUUCUUAGCUUCUGCUGUGGAAUUUGGUGCUAGGUUGCCUUUGGAUCCAGAAGAGCCCGAAGGGGUCGUCAUCAGACUCGGCAGCACUGUUCCUUUCUCUAAUGACCUCAACGAGUUUCAGGAAGAGAUCAAGCCUCUCUGGAGAAGGUCUCCGUGUCCUCGUGAUUUCAAGAAAACUACCCGUGAACGAGUUUUUCGAGAGGCUGGAUUUCUUUUGGAUUGGUGUCUUUUUCAUUUGAUCGAGGAUAACCAGAGUCCUUAUCAAGAGAGCGCCAGACGAGGUCCCAGCAUGAAUGUAAUCAGUAGACCAUCUUCCGUGAUUUCUGAGCACUCGGAAUGGCGAUGGGCAAGACCGAACAAAGCGGAUAUACCAACGCGAAGUUACAUGAAAGAAAUAGCAACAACGGUUUUUAUUCCAGCUGCACUUCUACUAAUGCUCGCAGGUUUACUCAGUACCGGACUUUGUCUUCAUCAUGAAAAAAUGAAAGAUCCCGAGUCGGAGUUAUACUUUUACGAGCUCUUUAAUAUUUUUCGGGCCGAAACUCGCGAAAGUCAAAAGCGGGAACCAUCGCCUGUGGAAGGGGUGUCCAACAAUGGGGUCCAGAUGGUCCAGUAUGCGACCUCCGAACGAGGAACUCUUCGAUCUCUCUCCGCCAAGCCACCAAGCCCGAGCAAUUCUUUGCUAAGAAGUCCCAGAGCCACGGAUGAUCGCUGCAACCCGUACAUCCGGCCGAAUCCACCACCUUACACCGGACCGAGCAACAUUAGUACGGGUCUCCGUGUGAAUUUCUGACUACACGAGGAGCCAGCCAAGACGUGGUUUUGCUGAGGAAUCGCCUACUUGGGAAGAGCCGAAAUACACGAGUGCAUAGCGCCAAUUACAGCCCGUUGUAUUUAUCUCGAAGACUGGCUCCGUCAAAGCAUCUCAUUUCAUUAUUACGAGCACAAUAUUAAUCGGUAGAGAAAGCUCGUAUUCAGUGUAAAAUUUCUGAAAUUAUUUUUUUUGAAAAAUAUGAAAAUCACCACCGAGGCAAAAUUACUUCGUAAUAUUGUAUGUUCAUUUGCCAGGAGUAAUUUUCCUCGAACGCUUCGAAAAAAAAGCAUUGAACAAUAUUGUAAUGUAUCCUUGAUAUUUCGCUUUAACGAUUCGUUCUAAUAAUAAUGAGUGCAGGAACGUAAUUGAAAAAUUAACCAAAUUUUUUAUGCAACAUUAAAAGUGUAUGCAUUAUUUGCAACAAAUACUAAUUCUCAAACGGUAAAAAAAAAAAUAGUUUCCGGAAUCGUUAGCUACUCUCACGAAAUAGUGAAAAAAUCAAUAAUAAAUAUUAAUAUCAAUGAAUAAUGAAAAAGUACACGAAUAAAGGUUCAUUCGUUCAGUCA